AUGGCGUUUCGUCUACCACCACAAGUUCCCCGCCGCCGCCCCUCCUACUCUGCUCCUCAACCCUCGACCCUUGAGAUCCCACAGUCCCAAUCACUUUCCGAGCUCCGCGAGCAGGAACCAACAGAAUGGGUCCUCUUCUCCCCAUCCCAAGCCUCCACCACCGCCCAAACUCACACGACCUCCACUGAGCGCACUCCACGAACCGUAGCAGCCUCCCGUCUGAGUGACUUUGGCUCCCUCGAAACCAAUACAAGAUCUGGGCUCGAUCACGAGAGCGAAGCCGAUGGCACCCUCGAUGACGUGUUGGACGAGGACGGGACGGAACUAGACAGUCUCGAUGACGGGUUGCACGCAUUCCGCGCGCCAUCGCCUGCUCCCGAUUCCUCUUCGCGAUGGGACCAGGGACCUCUCGCUCAACUCCCGGCACAUGAUGGGCUAGGGAGCUUUCUUGCAUCCAGUCAAACUGUACAGAAUCAACUAUGGCAGCACGAACAGUAUAACCCUAACCGAAGACCGGAGCUCGCGCAUCGCCGGCGUUCAAGCGUUCAGCGGCAUCUAGAUGCAGUCGCUGAUGCAGAACAAACAGAUGCCGAUCGGGAACGAUGGCAGCGUAUUGAGCAGUGGAGGAUGGACCAGAGUCGUACUCUCUUGCAUGAGAUUGAGAAAGCAACGCGAAGACGUCGCAACAGUCGAUACAGCGGGUCAAAUCUUGAGAUCGUCUCGCAACCUCAGACUGUGGAUCAAACGCCUAGUGUCCACACGAUACCGCAAGAGCAACAAAACUCCCCGUCUGAUAAGCCAUCAGCAGAAGAUGAUGAAUCAUUGUGGCAGCGCAUUACCCGGAAGGUUAUCCGUGAUCUCAUGGGCAUCGACGAAUCAUUACUUUCCGUCUUGUUUGGCGAGACCCUCGCAGAGUCCGACGAACAACGCGCACCUGAGGAAACACCACAGCCGCUUGGAAUCGAGGAAAUUCUAAAUCAGGAAUUGGGUGAUUCUGUAACCGAUGACGGAGAUCGCUGGGAAUCGAGGCUACUUCAACGGAUUGCACGCGAACUGGGGGUUCUAGUUCAUCAGCUUUGCGAACACCCAGGGGCAUUCUCAACAUACAUUAACAUGGCCAACGAUAUCCCCAAUCAGUACGCCGGUAUUCCACUGGGCAGUUUGCCUGAAGAGAGCAAUCGCAUGUCCUCAUCGGCCGGCCCAACGGCCGCGGAGACUACAAGCAACGGUGACUCCAUGCUAUCACCGCACUUUGUGCCUACUCUUCAAGAUCCAAACCGAGAGCACGCCGCCCACUGGGGCAUCGAAGAUGAAGAUCUACCGAACCGUAGGCCAAGCGCUUCUGCGGAACCGCUGUCCGAAUCUGCCCGCCCCCAGAAUGAAAAGGAGUACUGGGAACGCGAGCUUGAUAUAAUGAUGGUAUUCCGUUAUCUGCGCAAUCGAUUCGGUCGCCGAUCGACCAACCCUGAUGCGCACCACGCCCGUAGAGCUUCCCAAGAUGCAUCCCGCCGCGCUGCCAUCAUCCGUCAACAUCAUCCACUUGUCGCGCGAGCACAUUCACGCUCACAGGCACAAAUGCGUCGCCAGUCGCAAUAUUCUGGCCCUACCGGCGUCACCUCGCCGGUGCUUCGGCAACACCUCCGCCGUCCCAGCUCGAGUUGCGCGAGUCAGAGCGCAAAGAUGUCUGCGAUAUCCAGCCGUCGAACCCUCACUGGCUCGAGCCGGAACUAUUGGGACAUUGGCGGAAGUGUGGAUAGCGGCAGUGCUAUCGCUCCCGCGCCUGCUGGGGUUGGAGCCUGGGGCGAUGUGUAG
Aspergillus calidoustus is the source of this 1812-nucleotide messenger RNA. Lineage: Eukaryota; Fungi; Ascomycota; Eurotiomycetes; Eurotiales; Aspergillaceae. The record is from the annotation of a GenBank genome assembly.